Setaria italica (foxtail millet) is the source of this 1097-nucleotide messenger RNA. RefSeq lists its product as uncharacterized. Bases 240 to 710 code for a protein of 156 amino acids. Lineage: Eukaryota; Viridiplantae; Streptophyta; Magnoliopsida; Poales; Poaceae. The transcript is spliced from 5 exons. The record is from RefSeq and is a predicted model, not a curated record.
AAAGGCGAAGAAAAAUAAGGAGUGGGAAGGGAGGAGAACCUACGACUACGAAACGAAAAGCACAAAGGAGGAAAAAAAAAAUACGAGGCGCUCGUCAUCAAAACAAAACAAAUCGUUAAACCCAGAAGGCUCUCCUGCUCCUCCUCUCUCUCCGGUUGCUUCCUCGCGGCGGAUUCGUGUUCCCCGCGUCCGCGGCAAGGGGAGGAUCUCGCUCCGGCGAGAGGAGAGGAGCUCGCGAGAUGGGGAUGGCCGCCGCCGCAGCCCGCGUGGUGAACUACCCGCUCGUCGCGGCGCUCCUCGCGUUCGCCAUCGCGCAGUCCUCCAAGGUCUUCACCACCUGGUACAAAGAUAAUCGUUGGGAUGCUAGACAGUUUAUAGCUUCUGGAGGGAUGCCAUCAUCCCACUCAGCUACAGUGACAGCACUUGCAGUGGCUGUAGGAAUCCAAGAAGGCUUUCGUAGUGCCACCUUUGCAACUGCACUGGUCUUUGCAUGCGUGGUGAUGCAUGAUGCAUUUGGAGUUCGGUUACACGCUGGAAAACAGGCAGAGGUGCUGAAUCAAAUUGUUUACGAGCUUCCACAGGAACACCCAUUAUCAGAGACAAAGCCAUUGCGUGAAAUCCUUGGACAUACUGUUCCUCAGGUUGUGGCUGGUUGCAUCCUUGGAAUCCUAAUGGCUGUCGUUAUGCACUUAGCUGUGGGGAGUUCUUAGUCAAGUGGUGUUCAUGGAUAUCUGCGACACGUGGUCACCAUAUAUCUCAUCGGUGAUGACUUGUAAAGCUUGAAAACAUGAUCUUACUGGUUUGCCCAAGUGGUUGGAUCAUCAGGAUAUACGAAGUUCUAACUGAUGUAGAUCUGCUCUAUAUAGGAUAAUAGUAGGUUGUAGCUUGAGUUGGUGCUGUAAAUCUAAGGGUGCGUUUGGCAGAGCUCCCAGAGCUGAUUGAUUCUAGCAGGAGUUCUGCCAAACAGUUUUUCAGAGAGAAGUGAUUUCCUGCUGAUUCUAUGAAAUUCUGGAAAGUGAUUCUCUGAAAUAAACUAAGAGGUUGGGACCUGGAAAAACUAGCUUCUUCUGAUUCUGUGAAGUGAUUCCCCAUCCUGA